Messenger RNA from Populus nigra (black poplar), 2836 nucleotides. Its product is annotated as protein PAL OF QUIRKY-like. Gene Ontology annotation, molecular function: protein binding. NCBI's taxonomy places the organism in Eukaryota, Viridiplantae, Streptophyta, Magnoliopsida, Malpighiales, Salicaceae. The transcript has 5 exons. The record is from RefSeq and is a predicted model, not a curated record. Bases 159 to 809 code for a protein of 216 amino acids.
GUACCAUAGUUAGGCUUGAAGAGGCAGCUCUAAAGCAGCUAGCUUAGCAUCUUCCUUCAACCUCUUCGCUUCUCAAAACUAGCUAGCUCUCUCUCCCUCCUUCUCUCACUAGAUCGACUGGACCCCAUUUCUCUUAUCACUCAAAUCCCGCAAAAAGUAUGGUCGGACCGUCACUUCACACCACCAAGCUCCACCUCAAAGCCCCCUCCACCGCCACCGCCACCGCCACCAUCAAGUUCCUCUGCAGUUACGGUGGCAAGAUCAUCCCCCGUUUUCCCGAUGGUAAACUCCGUUAUCAAGGUGGCGAGACCCGUGUCAUCGGCGUCGACCGUUCCAUCUCCUUUGCUGAGUUAUUGUUGAAGCUUGGAGAGUUGUGUGGCACAUCAGUGAGUCUCCGUUGUCAGUUGCCAAAAGAAGAUCUAGACGCUCUGGUAUCGAUCACCUCGGAUGAGGAUCUAGCAAAUCUCAUCGAGGAAUACGAUCGAGCAGGAGCAGCAACCCCGACUGCAUCUUUAAAGAUCAGGGCCUUCCUUUCGCUCCCGAAAAAAGUAUAUUCUUCCUCUUCCAAAUCAUCCUCAUCCUCCUCCUCCUCCUCCUCCUCCCCCUCCUCACCCUCUAAUAGCUAUGGUGGUGCCACCAUUGCUUCAACUUCUACCACUCCAAGGUGCUACUAUCAUCAGAUGUCGAAGCCAGUAGCGUUUUCUUCAAAGAAGAAGACUCCUCCGCCUCCUCAGUAUCAAUAUGGUUACCAUGCUCAUGGGAAUCCUGGCCAUAUCUACCUUGUUCACAACGGGAAUCAUUGGCAAUAACUGCAGACUCAAUUGAACUGAGACCGGACAUAUUUGGCAUAUAUAAAUGGAAAGAACAACGUAUAAUAUAACUAAAGAAAAAGAGAAUUGGAAAUGGGAAUACUGGAGCUUGCAGUAGCUAAGAUGAUCAUGAGAUAUAUGUAUUUGGUGACUGUAAAUCGUUAAGAAGGGAUUGCUUUUUUUGGUCCUGAAAAUGAAUGAAUUUCCAGUCCAAUGUUUUCAUUUGGGUUCAAAAGCUUUUUGUGAUGGUGGGUUUUGGAUCAUCUUUUCCAGUACUACUGUGCAUAACAGCUCUUUCUUUCGUUCCUUGCCAAUUCCAUUCCCAUUCGCGUCCAGUAGAUGCCUUGUGUUGUUUGCAAGAUCCUUCCUAGUUGCGUUGGGUGCCGAGCUCUCCUCCUUAUCCAUUAUUUUUCUCGUGGCUUGUUAUUAACGUGCCCAUCACCCAUCAUUUAUGUGUUGCUGCGUUAUCGAUCUGUAUCGUCUUCCCCAGUUCGCUUUUCAUAGUUCCGUUGCAAACAGUUUCCUUCUCUGUUCUAUUUUUUGGCGUGUCAUGGUUGAACACGAGGAGCUUAAAGGAAUCAACAUCCAAGAUGACAAGAAAACAUUUUAAUGAAGGAAUCCAUAUGCACCAGCAAGCGAAAUGGUUUUCUUCCACUUUGUGAUUUGUGAUAGACUGACACUGGUGAUAGUGAAUCAUGCAUGGGUCAUAGCUAACUGACCAGAUACAGCCAUGGAGUAAUAAUCCAAAGGUGAGAUCGGAAGAAAUUUGAUUUUUUUAAUUUUUUUUUACUUUAAACUAUUUUUUUUAAUGUUUUCAGGUCUAUAUAUAUAUUUUAAAUAAAAAACAGACCGCUCUGACGCUGGAAUGGAAAAGGAUCAACUCUGGGGAGAGCUGCGAGAGUGUCCCUUCCCAUGGCGAUGACAGCUUAUAAACAUAUUAAAUGGAAAACAUAUACAACAUUAAACAAGUGAUAAUUAAAAAAUAUAUAUUAUUUGGAAGGCACAAAUUAAGAGACCCUUGUCGAGCUAAUGAUUUUAUUCCAAGAAAUUAAAUAGUUUUCUUUUUUUAAAGAAAAAUAACUUCAGCAGAGAUUUUUUUCUUUUAACCAGCAUGGUUGAAAAAAAUUACAAAAAAUAGCAUAAUUUAGAUAAUUAUGCUAUUAAAAAUAGCAUGAUCAAUAAAAAUUUAUUAUCAGUAACACAAGAAAUUAAAAAAAAAUUUAACAUUUGCGUAACUAGUAAUAAAGCAACCUUUUAAAUUUUUGCAAGGUUUAUGCUAUUUCUAGUAACACAACCAUUUAAAUAUUAAUCGAACUAUUCAUUCAAAUUGAUUUUUUUUUCCCUGAAAUGUACCAGUUUGCAAAAGAGAUUCUUAAUAUUAAAAAACAAGGAAGAGCACUCACGAGAAAGGAUCUCCACACACUUAGCAUUCAAAGGAAGAUAUUCUUAUAGCAUAAGAUUAAUUGGAGAUGCUCGGUCUAAUCCUGUGAGCCAAGCAAAAGAGUUGAAGGGGAGUCCCCACCACCAUGUGCAAUCUUUUUCUUUCCAAAUGAUCAAAUCAGACGCCGUUGUCACCGUCACCCAGACCAAGAGCUAGGAGUCGUUUUCAAAAGAACGAAAGGACCAGCACCACCAUAUCUCCAUAAGAACUUAAAGGAAUGGCUAUCUCAUGGAUCCCACAAAGUCAAUAAUCCGCGCUUGUGAACAUGGGAAUGCAGUGGGAAGAUUUGAAACUGACGACGACCGGCUUGGAUUACUGGUGGCCUAGGCCACCCUUGAGAAGAUCGAGCAAGAUGAAUAGUAUGAUCUACAGCGAAGAGAUAAAAGAACAGAGAGGCGGGAGAGGUAGGAAGCUACAAGACUGUUUUUUCGGUCAAUGCUUUGCAGGGUUCUUCUACCUAUGGUUAAUUUCAUGCUCAAAACAUUCCCUUACUCUUAUUAAUGUUACUAUUCUAUGUAUUUUUAUCUUCGUUGGCUGGUGAGUGGCGUGGUAAAUGUUAUUUUUCAAGUAUAGAGAAUUUGAUAUA